AUGAAUUCAAUGAGCACGCUGCCGAAUGAGUUACUCCGAGAGAUUGCGAAAUCUCUCCUGGAGUUCACGGUCACGCGAAAUUGCAAUGAAACGGAGGGAUACCAACCAAUACUCGACGAUGUCUCGAGUUUCGGGAUUGAAAGCGACAGCAUCUUCCGCAACGUUAGGAAGCACCUCGACUCGAUUGACUCGGACUACCACUGUACUUUGGCAUACUGGCGGAACGGAUGGGCAGGCUCCUGGGUCAACCAAGCAGCUUUUGGUGGAUUACUCCUUAGCCUAGUGCCGAAUUUAUGUCGACUAGGCGUGACCGUUCUGCGCAACGCGGCGGGUGACAUAGCGGUCGAUGCUUUCGAGCCUCUUUACGGCAUUGAAGAGCUUCAAGAUCAACCAGUGGACUGGACGCCAUUCAUUCCAGCCCGAAACCAGCUGGAAGAAUUCUGUUGCCGGAUAUGGGCCGGGAAGGGGACUCUCGAACACCCGGUUUUAGUUUCGUUCUCCGUCAGGGGCUUAAAGUCGUCGCUCCAACAUUGGAGACUUUACGCAUCCAACUGGAUUCCACACCCCACGGAAGGAAGCCCGAACUUCUGGAUCAGGGAUUCAUACACGCCUUCGAUCCUAUCGUCAGCUUCGACAACUUUCCGCGCCUCCGCAAAGCUAGAAGUCCUCCAGCAAGUCCUCAUCCAUCGACGCUACGGCAAGAAAGCGUCCGUCAAGCCUAACAUCGCCCAGGCUCUUCCACCGCACAUCGAACACAUUACGAUUCUUGGCCCGGACCCCAAAUUGCUAGGCUGGCUUGACGAGCUAGAGACCGCCGUCUCGCAAGGCUACUACCCGCAACUUCGACGCGUCGAAUUGGAGUGCCACUGGAAGUCUGGCUACACUGCUUCUUGGUUUCGAGCUAUGGCACAUAAGGUAAUUGCGAAGCUUUGCGCUCGAGGUCUCCAUGUCGCCGCUAUUGAUGGGGAGACGCGGCCCGAUUAUUCGGUGCGAGCGAGUGUAUGGGUGGAGGAAGGGAUGGGUCACAAUGCUGUUUAG
This is a messenger RNA of Trematosphaeria pertusa, 1038 nucleotides long. RefSeq lists its product as uncharacterized. The transcript is spliced from 3 exons. The coding region runs from base 1 to 1038 and encodes 345 amino acids. The record is from RefSeq and is a predicted model, not a curated record. NCBI's taxonomy places the organism in Eukaryota, Fungi, Ascomycota, Dothideomycetes, Pleosporales, Trematosphaeriaceae.